Messenger RNA from Limulus polyphemus (Atlantic horseshoe crab), 1742 nucleotides. RefSeq names its product zinc finger protein 431-like. The transcript has 4 exons. Gene Ontology annotation, molecular function: RNA polymerase II cis-regulatory region sequence-specific DNA binding; DNA-binding transcription factor activity. Lineage: Eukaryota; Metazoa; Arthropoda; Merostomata; Xiphosura; Limulidae. Gene Ontology annotation, biological process: regulation of transcription by RNA polymerase II. The annotation marks the transcript as partial. The record is from RefSeq and is a predicted model, not a curated record.
AGAUAAAUAUACAUUAUUUAUAUUUCUAGCUACAGGAGAAGCUGAUUUCUUAGAAGAAAGAUCUUUACAUACCUUUUUGAAGUUUGGUGUAGCAAAGGAAGAACAAGAAGAGAACUAUGAUGGAGAAACAGAGGAGGCUGAGAACAAACUUGUUAGAGUGAAGACAGAGCAGCCUGGUGAUCUACCACAAGAUGAGUUCAGUGAUAAUGAUCUGGAUGGUUCAAAGUACUGUGUUACAAAUUUGAAGAAAGAAAAGGAAUUUCAAAGUUUGGAACAAACUGGUUCUGAGUUAGGAAGUACAUCUGAUAUAAAGACCUAUGUGAACACUUCUUCAGGAAAUCAGUUUGCUAGUGAUCAUGUUUUAACACAAGAAGAUCCCUUUAUGAAAACGGAGGUCAACAAAUCUCGGAAACCAAAUAGUGAUAUAUUUGGAAAAACAAAUUUAAGUAGAAAUAACCUCAAACAAUCUAAUAUACCUUAUAGUGGUAAGAAACCAUACAACUGUGUAACAUGUGGGAAACAAUUUUGAACAAAUAGUGUUUUAAAAAUUCACCUGAGAAUACACACUGGAGAAAAACUAUAUAGCUGUUCAGUGUGUGGCAAAACAUCUGCAACAAAUAGUGAACUGAAAAUUCAUCAGAGAAUACACACUGGAGAAAAACCAUAUAGCUGUUCAGUGUGUGGCAAAACAUUUGUAACAAAUAGUGCCCUGAAAAUUCAUCAGAGAAUACACACAGGAGAAAAACCUUACAGUUGUAAGGUAUGUGGUAAAAAAUUUAGAUAUAAUAGUAACUUAAAAAUGCAUGAGACAAUACACACUGGAGAAAAACCAUAUAGUUGUAUAGUUUGUUUCAAAAAAUUUGGAACAAAUAGAAAUUUAAAAGAUCAUUUGAGAAUACACACUGGAGAGAAACCAUACAGUUGUGAAAUAUGUGAAAAACAAUUUAGACGAAAUAGUGACCUAAAGAUACAUGAAAGAAUACAUACUGGAGAGAAACCACACAGUUGUGAAAUAUGUGAAAAACAAUUUAGACUAAAUAGUGACCUAAAGAUACAUGAAAGAAUACAUACUGGAGAGAAACUAAACAGUUGUUCUUUUUGUGGCAAAACAUUUGUAAUAAUGAGUAAGCUAAAAUAUCAUGAGAGGGUACACACUGGGGAGAAACCGUACAGUUGUGUAACCAUUUGUUCCAAAUUCUUUGCCACACACUAUGCAACUGUAUGUUGCAUAGUGUGUGGCAAAGAAUUUGGAACAAAUGGUAACCUAAAGAAACAUGAGAUAGUGCACACUGGGGAGAAACCAUACAGUUGUACAGUUUGUGGUAAAGAAUUUGUAACAAAUUGUAACCUAAAGAAACAUGAGAUAGUACACACUGGGAAGAAACCAUACAGUUGCAUAGUGUGUGGUAAAGAAUUUGUAACAAAGAGUUACCUAAAGAAACAUGAGAUAGUACACACUGGGGAGAAACCGUACAGCUGUGUAAUCUGUAGCAAAGAAUAUGGAACAAAGAGUUACCUAAAGAAACAUGAGAGAUUACAUACUGGGGAGAAACCAUACAGUUGUACAGUGUGUGGUAAAGAAUUUGUAACAAAUUGUUACCUAAAGAGACAUGAAAGAAGACAUACUGAGGAGAAACCAUACAGUUGCAUAGUGUGUGGCAAAGAAUUUGUAACAAAUUGUAACCUAAAGAAACAUGAGAUAGUACACACUGGGGAGAAACCAUACAGUUGUACAGUGUGUG